AAUACCGACUUGGGCAAGGCUAACCAACAACCAAAAACAAUAUUCAGGCAUCCCGAGGACAGAGAAAUCAUGUUGGUCAAAAAAAAUAUUCGGUGACUAAUUGGGACAAAAGAAAAAAGUAGAUCCAUCAAUACAAACUUUGAUAAAAAAAAAUAAAGGAGAGUCAUAGACACAUAGAAAUAGGAAACUGAAAAUCGGUUCGUUUCUGCAUCAAAUUAUCUGUAUAGUCAAUCAUGGCAUCUGUCAAUGUAAAGAAGUUGAUGUUGAAGUCACUGGUGAUGAUAAUCCUACACCAAGCGAUCGAUCCCACAAUAACCGAUGGUUCUACUUUUGACUUGGCUCGGAGGAAGCUGACUGAUGUAACAGCAGACAUGUUUGAUUCUGCUCCUAACACCACCCGUCUCACGCUUAGCUCCAAUGAGAUAGCAGAGAUAGAGACAGGAGCGUUUUCUGGUUUGCAGUUAUUAGAAUAUUUACACUUGGGAUAUAAUAAACUGACAAUACUGACAUAUGAAUCGGGUGCCUUUUCUGAUUUGCAAUCAUUGGAACAAUUAUACUUGUCUAACAAUAAACUGACAAUAUUGACAAAUGGUAUGUUUGGUAAUCUUACAUCACUGACAAAGCUGUAUCUAAAGGACAAUAAUAUAUAUAAAAUAGAAUCGGGUGUCUUUUCUGAUUUGCAAUCAUUGGAACAAUUAGACUUGUCUAACAAUAAACUGACAAUAUUGACAAAUGGUAUGUUUGGUAAUCUUACAUCACUGACAAAGCUGUAUCUAAAGGACAAUAAUAUAUCUGAAAUAGAAUCGGGUGCCUUUUCUGAUUUGCAAUCAUUGGAACAAUUAUACUUUUCUAACAAUAAACUGACAAUAUUGACAAAUGGUAUGUUUGGUAAUCUUACAUCACUGAAAUGGCUGGAACUAGGGGACAAUAAUAUAUCUGAAAUAGAAUCGGGUGCCUUUUCUGGUUUGCAACCAUUGGAACUAUUAUAUUUGAAUAACAACAAACUCACAGUAUUGACAAAUGGUAUGUUUGGUAAUCUUCCAUCACUGACACGGCUGGAUCUAAAGAACAAUAAUAUAUAUAAAAUAGAAUCGGGUGAAUUUUCUGAUUUGCAAUCAUUGGAACAUUUAUACUUUUCUAACAAUAAACUGACAAUAUUGACAAAUGGUAUGUUUGGUAAUCUUACAUCACUGUUUUGGCUGGAUCUAGGGGACAAUAAUAUAUCUGAAAUAGAAUCGGGUCCCUUUUCUGGUUUGCAACAAUUGGAACUAUUAUAUUUGAAUAACAUUACACUCACAGUAUUGACAAAUGGUAUGUUUGGUAAUCUUACAUCAGUGAGAUGGCUGGAUCUAAAGGACAAUAAUAUAUCUGAAAUAGAAUCGGGUGCCUUUUCUGAUUUGCAAUCAUUGGAACGAUUAUACUUUUCUAACAAUAAACUGACAAUAUUGACAAAUGGUAUGUUUGGUAAUCUUCCAUCACUGACACAGCUGUAUCUAAAGGACAAUAAUAUAUCUGAAAUAGAAUCGGGUGCCUUUUCUGAUUUGCAAUCAUUGGAACGAUUAUACUUUUCUAACAAUAAACUGACAAUAUUGACAAAUGGUAUGUUUGGUAAUCUUCCAUCACUGACACAGCUGUAUCUAAAGGAGAAUAAUAUAUCUGAAAUAGAAUCGGGUGCCUUUUCUGAUUUGCAAUCAUUGGAACGAUUAUACUUUUCUAACAAUAAACUGACAAUAUUGACAAAUGGUAUGUUUGGUAAUCUUACAUCACUAACACGACUGGAUCUAAAGGACAAUAAUAUAUCUGAAAUAGAAUCUGGUGCUUUUUCUGGUUUGCAAUCAUUGGAACGAUUAUACUUGUUAAACAAUAAACUGACUAUAUUGACACGUGGUAUGUUUGGUAAUCUUGCAUCACUGGCAGAGCUGUCUCUAGCUAGUAAUGAUAUAUACCAAAUAGAAUCCAAUGCUUUAUUAGAACUUUGGCUACACACAAACAAAAUAGAUAAGUUAGAAUCUGAUACCUUUUCUGAUUUGCAAUCAUUGGAAACGUUAAUCUUGGAUGACAAUAAAAUGACAAUAUUGACAACUGGUAUGUUUGGUAAUCUUACAUCACUGAAAAAGCUGUCACUGGAUAGUAACAAUAUAUCUCAAAUAGAAUCGGAUUUCUUUUCUGGUUUGCGAUCAUUGGAACAAUUAGAUUUGUCUAACAAUAAUCUUGAACAUAUUCCGGCCGAUAUAUGCCAGUAUCUGCCAAAUCUUAAUGCUUUAAGCAUGAUUGGAAAUGAUAUAACGUCUGUGUCAGAUGAAUACAUCAAUAAUAUAACUGCAAUACGCGUUAAUGACCUAUGCUCAAGAAACAUAGAAACAACUCAGGCAUCCUCUCAACCAACACAGGAGUUUGUUCAACCAACUCAGGCAUCCACUCAAAUAACCCAAGCAUCCAUUCAACCAACACAAGCAUCUAUUCAACCAACACAGGCAUCUUCUCAACCAACACAGGCAUCCAGUCAACCAACAAAAGCAUCCGGUCAACCGACACACACGGCAGCACAUAAUAAUUCCAUAGUCCUUGUCAUAGCAUGUGCAACUUCUGCGUUAUGUGUAAUUAUCAUUAUUCUUUUAUGUAUCGUAUUCUACCUUCUGAAAACGAGACAAUCACCUUCGUCUGGUCGACCAAGUGAAAGUACCGGAGAUAAUAUGUAUGCGAAAUCAGAUGAAGAAUUGAAACAUGAGUAUCUGUUUAUGUAAAUCAUGGUCUAGGCUCAACUUUUUGACAAUAUGUACUAGCCGGUUCCUUUUUCAAAAGAAGUACACAUCAAACAGGUAUAACACAUAUGUGAAACUUUACCAUUUGUUGUGAGUAACCGCUAACACCCUAGUCACAUUUCCCACGGCCGCCGUGCGGUCUAUCAUUUCUGCGGCCAGUAGCUUUUCUACACUCGCCGUAGAAUUUCUGCGCUCUCAUACUUUUGCAGUCACAUUUCCCACGGCAGCCGCACGGUGAAUUUUAAAUUUCUGUUGAUAAAUAAUUCUUUUUUUCAUUUUAUUUACAUCGGGACAAUUUAUAAAUGUUAUUUUAGUGCUAGGAUGUAAUAUCAAAUGAAAAGUGAUCGUGAAACAUUGACAAAUUAUGAUCCAAUCUUGUUGAGCCAGUUGAUUUCUACGGGGACCUCAGAAAUGAACAAAUAUUAUAACUCCGAGUUAUAAUUUCUACGCCUUCCCUGCGGCCUGUAAAAAACUGGAUAUGCCGUACGGAGACCGCAAGGCGUCCGUAGUUUCCCUACGCUCGCCGCAGAUAUUCACCGAUUUAAUUGAUCUCCGGUCGACGUACGGCCGCCGUACGACAAAUGUGACUGGGGUGUUACGACCGCCGUACGACAAAUGUGACUGGGGUGUUAGAUCAAACCCUGAAACUUUCAAAACUUCGAAUUUUUUUAUUUCUGACGAGUCCAUCUUAAGUUUUUAAACGUGAAUUCACUAUGAGGUUUACAUUAAAAACAAGAGACUUGCGAUUUAAAAAUUCUGGUAAGAUUUAGGGUAUAAAAUAUUUUGAAAGGGAUUUUGUGAUAUAAACCAAAAUAACCCAAUAAGGUGUGUAUUAAUGAUUAACUUUCCUGUUAUCUCAAAAUCUGCUUGGAACUAUACCAUUAGAUUACUAGGGGAAAUUCCUCAAAAAAAUCUAGGAAUAAAGGAAUGGGUACCAUUUACAUAAUUUGAGAAAUUAUUGGCACACAUGAAACCUAUUUAAAACAGCAUUUAUAUUAUUCAAAAGUAUUCAUAAUCAAUGAUUCCCAGCCCUCUGAAGUUUGAAAAAUAAAAAUACCUGGGUGUAACACCCCAGUCACAUUUCCCACGGCCGCCGUGCGGUCUAUCAUUUCUGCGGCCAGUAGCUUUUAUUCGCUCGCCGUAGAAUUUCUGCGCUCUCAUACUUUUGCAGUCACAUUUCCUACGGCAGCCGCACGGUGAAUUUUAAAUUUCUGUUGAUAAAUAAUUCUUUUUUCAUUUUAUUUACAUCAGGACAAUUUAUAGAUGUUAUUCAUAGUGCUAGGAUGUAAUAUCAAAUGAAAAGUGAAACAUUGACAAAUAAUGACUCAAUCUUGUUGAGCCAAUUGAUUUCUACGGGCACCGCAGAAAUGAAAAAUAUUAUAACUCCGCGAUCCGAGUUAUAAUUUCUACGCCUUCCCUGCGGCCUGUAAAAAUUUGCAUACGCCGUACGGAGGCGGCAAGGCGCCCGUAGUUUUCAUACGCUCGCCGCAGAAAUUCACUGAUUUAAUUGAUCUGCGGUCGACUUACGGCCGCCGUGCGACAAAUGUGACUGGGGUAUUAAUCCAUAGAUAAUCUUUGAAAGUGAGAAAUAUUUUGGGGGAUUAUAUGGUGCAAUCUUGUAGUCAAUGAAAGUGUAUUGAAGUUUUUUACAUGAAAAGCACAAGCGAAAUGCAUGUAAAAAUCCCCCGAUUCAUUUUAGAAACAACCCGCGGUCAUUUAUGAAUAUUGAUAUAUUUUUUUUUAUUUAUUUAUUUAUAUAAAAAAAUGAAUAUUGAUAGAAACAUUUCAGUUGAGAUUAUUGUCUUAAAGAAAGCAUGUCGGUUGCGGAUGUCGUUUGUAAAAUAUGCCAGUUGUGAAUAUUGUCAUAUUGGAAACUACAUUUGUUAAUAUAGAUAGAACCAUUUCCGUUGAGAUAAUUGUCUUAAAGAAAGCAUGUCAGUCGCGAAAAUCGUUUGUAAAUAUGCCAGUUGUGAAAAUUGUCAUAAUGGAAAUACAUUUGUUAAUAUAGAUAGAAACAUGUCCGUUGAGAUAAUUGUCUUAAAGAAAGCAUGUCAGUCGUCGCGAAAAUCGUUUGUAAAUAUGCCAGUUGUGAAAAUUGUCAUAAUAGAAAUACAUUUGUUAAUAUAGAUAGAAACAUGUCCGUUGAGAUAAUUGUCUUAAAGAAAGCAUGUCAGUCGCGAAAAUCGUUUGUAAAUAUGCCAGUUGUGAAAAUUGUCAUAAUGGAAAUACAUUUGUUAAUAUAGAUAGAAACAUGUCCGUUGAGAUAAUUGUCUUAAAGAAAGCAUGUCAGUCGCGAAAAUCGUUUCUAAAUAUGCCAGUUGUGAAUAUUGUCAUAAUGAAAAUACAUUUGUUAAUAUAGAUAGAAACAUGUCAGUUGAGUGUAUUGUCUUAAAGAAAGCUUAUCAGUUGCGAAUAUAUGUCAUUUGUUGAAUAUGCCAGUUGUGAAUAUUGUCAUAAUGGAAAUACAUUUGUUAAUAUAGAUAGAAACAUGUCCGUUGAGAUAAUUAUCUUAAAGAAAGCAUGUCAGUCGCGAAAGUCGUUUGUAAAUAUGCCAGUUGCGAAUAUUGUCAUAAUGGAAAUACAUUUGUUAAUAUAGAUAGAAACAUGUCAGUUGAGUUUAUUGUCUUGAGAAAGCAUUCAGUUGCGAAUAUAUGUCAUUUGUGGAAUAUGCCAGUUGUGAAUAUUGUCAUAUUGGAAACUACAUUUGUUAAUAUAGAUAGAAACAUUUCCGUUGAGAAAAUUGUCUUAAAGAAAGCAUGUCAGUCGCGAAAAUCGUUUGUAAAUAUACCAGUUGUGAAUAUUGUCAUAAUGGAAAUACAUUUGUUAAUAUAGAUAGAAACAUGUCCGUUGAGAUAAUUAUCUUGAAGAAAGCAUGUCAGUCGCGAAAAUCGUUUGUAAAUAUGCCAGUUGUGAAUAUUGUCAUAUUGGAAACUACAAUUGUUAAUAUAGAUAGAAACAUGUCUGUUGAGAUAAUUAUCUUGAAGAAAGCAUGUCAGUCGCGAAAAUCGUUUGUAAGUAUGCCAGUUGCGAAUAUUGUCAUAAUGGAAACACAUUUGUUAAUAUAGAUAGAAACAUGUCAGUUGGUUUUAUUGUCUUGAGAAAGCAUUCAGUUGCGAAUAUAUGUCAUUUGUGGAAUAUGCCAGUUGUGAAUAUUGUCAUAUUGGAAACUACAUUUGUUAAUAUAGAUAGAAACAUUUCCGUUGAGAUAAUUGUCUUAAAGAAAGCAUGUCAGUCGCGAAAAUCGUUUGUAAAUAUGCCAGUUGUGAAUAUUGCCAUAAUGGAAAUACAUUUGUUAAACAUAUCAGUUGAGUUUAUUGUCUUAAAGAAAGCUUAUCAGUUGCGAAUAUAUGUCAUUUGUUGAAUAUGCCAGUUGUGAAUAUUGUCAUAAUGAAAGCAUGUCAGUUUUGAAUGUUGUCAAAAUGGAAACAUGUCAAUUGUGAAUAUAUGGAGAAAUGAAACCAUCCAGUUGUGACUGAAAUUAUGCCAAUUGUAAAUAUUGUCAUCUUGAAAUAAUUUUUUUUUAUUUAAUUGAUUUUCAGAGAAGAAAAAGCGUAUUAAAGCAAUUGAAAAAAAAAACAAUUACAAUACAGUUACAUGGUAAACGUACAUUGUACAAUACAGUAUUGGUUACACGUUAGUGUUUAAGAAUUUUAUACCUUUGGCAAUUUUUUUAUUAGUUGUGAAUAGUUUCAUACUUAAAACAUGGAUAUGUGAAAAUGUAAACAUGUCAGUUAUAAAUAUUAUUACUCUGAAAAUAAUUAUUUAUAAUGUAAACUUUAUGUACGUUGUGAAUUUCGUCAAAAUGAUAACAAGUAAUUUGUAAAUACUGUCAUACGGAAAACAGCAUUUGGCAAUUUAAGUUAUUGUCAAAAUGAAAUAUAAGUGUAGAAUAUUAUCAUAAUGAAUACAAAUGUUAGUGAGGAAUACAGUCAAAAUGAAAACAUCAAUUAUGAAUACUGUCCGAAUGAAAACAUGUUAUAUUACCAACCAGAAAUACGCCCGUUUUGAAUAUCGUCGCAUAAAUUUCAUAUGUGAAAAUUCUCAUCAUGAAAACAUGGCAUUCGUGGAUAUGUCAGUUGCGAAUAUUGUCAUCAUGAAAACGUACUUUUGAAAAUUGUGAUAUAUAUAAAAAAAAACAUGUCAUUCGUGAAUAUUAUCAUGAUGCAAGUUGUAAGUAUAUUCAUUAUAAAAAUCAUAUGCCAAUUGUAAUAAAGAAAAGAUGCCAUUUGUCAAUCCUGGCAUAUUCAAAACAUAUAAAGUUUGAAUAUUGUCAUUGUGAACAUGCGAUAUGCGAAUUGUAAAUAAUGCCGUUGUUAAACAUCAUCAGUUGAGCAUAUUGUCAUAAUGAAAACGUGUGAUGUGCCAAUUGUGCAUGAUAUUGUCAAAUUAAAAACAUGUCAGUUGUGAAUGGUGUCAUUACGAAAAUAUGAUGCCAUAUUUGAAAACUAACAAAAUGAAGACAUGCCAAUUGGAAAAUGUAUAAUAAAUGAAAUCAGUUUGUAAAAAGUGACGGCACUCAUAUAAUAUUUCUUGUAAAUUGUGUACAUAAGAGCAGUGACAAACGUAUAUACAGUAAAACCUGUUUUAGUGAACACCUUUCUCGAGUGAACACCUGUCUCUAGUGGACAUUCUUCCUCCGCACAAUACUCUGCUGGUGAACGCCUACCAACACUUAACGGGUUUUUCUCGACAAAAAAUGUUCAAUAUACAUAGGUUCUACUAUAUACAUUUUGAUAGAACUAUAUAACCAUUUAUCGUAUGAUCUGUAAAAUGAAGCCCUCUGAUUGGUCAGUUCUUGUGCUGUACCAAUCUGUAUUAAUAUUGGUACUGAGAUUGUCCCCAUUGAUCAUCUCCGUUGCAAUAAAAAAAUAUUGGCACGGAGGGGACAUAAGUAAAUGUAUUGGCCUAAUAAGAUCACAUGAUAAAAACGUUAUAGAGUGAUUUGAAGCGCAAAACAGCAUAAAUUUUGCUCUCAAUAUUCAGUAUUGGUACUCGACUUUGUCUCGUGCUAAAACAGAGCGCCCUAUAUCCUGCAUUGCACUUCAAAUUAUUAUAUAACGUAUAUUACAAACCAUAUGUAACACUGUAUAAAUAUUCUGUAUAUAAAUUAUGAUGAUGAUAUAAGAUUUUCAACAAAUGUUCUUCACACGAUGCCAGCACUUUCUGAGACGCUUCUGUGACUCUCGUUAUGUAUCAUAAUAGUAGGAAAUUCUUUGUUUAUAUUUUAUCAUAGAAUUUGUAUUUGUUGUAUAUUAAAAUAAAAUAUUGUAUCAUUUUA
This is a messenger RNA of Owenia fusiformis, 8040 nucleotides long. The record is from the annotation of a GenBank genome assembly. NCBI's taxonomy places the organism in Eukaryota, Metazoa, Annelida, Polychaeta, Sabellida, Oweniidae.